Molecule: messenger RNA, 3580 nt
Organism: Penaeus monodon (black tiger shrimp)
Lineage: Eukaryota; Metazoa; Arthropoda; Malacostraca; Decapoda; Penaeidae
Product: probable G-protein coupled receptor CG31760
Biological process (GO): G protein-coupled receptor signaling pathway
Cellular component (GO): membrane
Molecular function (GO): G protein-coupled receptor activity
Source: RefSeq, a predicted model, not a curated record
CAAUGUAUGCAGUGAUGUUUCUUGAACGAUGAUAUCCCAGUUUGGUCUAACUGGUGAUGAUGACCUACGAUUCAGACAGGUUUUCAUUUUAUUGAAAACCAAUACGGUGAUUAUCACGGUGAUAUUAUUCACUCUCUCCCCCUUUCCACAGAGUCUCGUUGACGUACAGAGUGAAGUCAGCGCACAAGAUUAAGUUGACGGACAAGCAGCUGUUGCAGUGGCUGACACCAAUGCUGCUGAUCAUGGUGAUCUACCUGAGCGCCUGGUCCCUCAGCGCCACGCCCACCACCGACGAGAUCCGCGACAGCAGCGGCCUCAAGUUCCUGCAGUGCGAGUACAACUGGUGGGACCACUCCUUGGCGAUGGGCGAAGUGCUGUUCCUCAUGUGGGGCGUCAAAGUAUGCUUCAGCGUGCGCAAAGCUGAGAGUUUUUUCGACGAGGCAACCUACAUCUCGUGGGCCGUAUACAACAUCGCGGUUGUCAACAUCGUCAUGGUGACUUUCCAUCUGCUGAUCUUCCCCAACGCAGGUCCAGACAUCAAAUACCUGUUCGGGUUCUUGCGGACACAGUGCAGCACCACCAUGACUAUUCUUUUCAUUUUUGGCCCCAAGUUCUACCGCAUCGCGAAGGGCACGGGAGACCAGUACGACAACCGCGCUCGAGCCAAGGGCGUGACGGCGAGCUUCUCCCUCAACGGACUGGGUGUGAUGAAUGAGGAACCGGCAGAUCUUUACCAGGAGAACGAGGAGCUCAAGGAGGAGAUCCAGAAGCUGGCCGCGCAGAUGGAGUUCAUGAAGAUCGUCCACAUGGAAAUGAACAACCGCCACCUCAAGCCAAAGCCGGGCGGGUACUUCAGCGAGAAGAACUCCGUCAUGAACACCGCGCAGUCGCCGGGAGCCAAAAACACCAUGGCGAGUAGGAUCGAGACCGGCAACGAGAACUCCUCCUCCAGGCUGUCCCCCGCGGCUGAACUGGCCUCCGAAAGGGUCUGACUAGUUGCCCAGAGUGAAGAGGUAUGGUUGUAAGGGUGACGUCAGGCGGAUAGGAGUGAGGAGCCGCUCAACGUCAGCCGAAGCAGGGUGGAAAGGCCGAAGAGGCCGACACAUGAUACCGCCUUUUUAGAGAGUCAUUGACAAAAAAGAACUGUUGAUAUGGAAUAAUGUUAGCCGUGUGUCAAUCCACAAUCGGUAUAAUUCUUAUUGAUUUUGUAUAUCUUUUCCUGUCCAUAUAUACUUAUAUGUCAAGGCAAGGCUUUAAUGUUAUGUCCUGUGUCCUAGCGCUGUCAGUUGACCUGAUAUUCACACGACCAGAAACAAGGUAAAGAUUGUACAAGCUAAGAGUUCAAUUCAUGUUCAGUGAGUAAUAUCAGGGAAGCUCAUGUCUCAGGAAGGGACUUCAUGUGAAUGGCUUCUGAUAUCCCGGUGAAUUUCUUUUAUCAGGAAAGAAGAACAAAAUGGAGCAACAAUCACUCACGUUAAAUUACAAAUGAUCGAAACAGCUAAUCUUUAUUUCUUAAACUUAAAGUCAAUUUCAAAAGGAAUCCAUUUUGUCAACACACUAAGGGGAAAAAAGUAUAACACGUUCAUGAAGCGCGACAGACGUGGUAACUCUGUCCUCACUUAUUUGUUGGUUGUUCCGCCUGUGUUGUAGAAACCCCUUCCCUACAGCCACUUUACGCAGUGUCGUGUGCACUUCAGCUCUCCACUCCUGUAGUGUCGUGUGCACCUCCGUGCCCUUCCCCAUACCCGCUGUACACCCACUCCUAUGGCACGUCACCUAGGAACUUACAACUACACUUCGUCACCCAAAGGCUUACUCCCUGACCGGUUUCUGUCAGUCGCCUCUGAUCCGAGUGAGAUUCGAGCUGUGUGUUGAUCGUAUUCAGAUGCUUCACUCUUACUUUGGCUCCACCUGCUGAACCAUCCACGUCAGCCUGGACACGAAGGCUUUGGGCAAUGUCUAGCGGGUGUCCUUCUGAAACUAUGGUUGUAUGUUGAUUUUCAAACACCCUUACCUGAUUGAAUUAGGUCAGUAACCUUGGAUAACUUACUUUCUGGUACUGAGCCCUGAUGACAUGAUCAAACUUACUAAACCCUGGUAAUUUACCAUGCGUUACUGAGCCCUGGUAUCUUAUCUUGGGAUUCUUCUUAGCCCUGGACCUUUUCGCUCUUACUUUCAACUCAAAUCUGUUGGACUAUAGGCUCUUAUCUUGAUUUUCUUGACAUAUUCUUUAUGUUUGUAUCCUCAUCCUGAACCCCACUGCUUUCUUCAAAUUCAUUAAAUUUCAGAAGACACUAGUAGGGCACGAUAUCUUUAUUUACAGGUUAAAACUUGUGUUGCAUCUCUAUCACAAAUGCGUUUCUAACCACAUACUAUCUGUCGAAUGUAAUCACUUGUAAAUUAUUCUGAGUAAGCAGUCCUUGAAGAUGAGUAAUUCUAAUAUCAAGUACCUACUUAAAUAUGUAAAGUACAUUUGGUAUUUACAUACACAUUAGUGCAGGAGAAUUGCGAGUUUUUGACUUCUGAAGUACGAUAAGAAUGCAAUCAAAUCUCACAACUUUGACAAAAGAUUAUUUCCAAUGAAGUGAUUCAACUAGCUAAGCACAACUCGAGAUGCCAUAUACAUAGAUCCUUUGUUACUACCAUGUGUUGUAAACAGAUGUGUUAGAAAAGAUCAGAAUACGUUUCCUUGUUCAAUGCGCUUACUCACUAGUGAUCAUUUCCAUGUCAUUACAUACACUUCACCAACGGAGUUCCUGAGUUCAUCUUUUGAAGACAGCAAAGAACACCGCUUCGUAGCCAUUGAAUAUCGGAGAGAAUGGACAUUUUGAUGAAGAGAAUACGCAGGCCUUAAGUGGGAAAUUAUAUACUUUUUUCUGAGAGGAAAAGGGACUGUGUGUCUGAGAUAAAUAUUGAAGGUAUGAAGGGACCAAGUCAAAGAACUUCGUAAAGAGAAUAUUUUAGUUAUUUAAGAUAGUUAGAUAAGUAGUGAAUGCGGCAAGCAAAUUCCAAUUUGGUUAUUUAAACCCAUGUAAUCUAUCAUGAAAGGUGUAACAGAAAUGUGUUGUUUGAAACAUUUUUCCUGAAACUGCUGAAUUAUACUUUUCGAAGUUACGGACUGACUCACUAUGAAAAUUGAACAUUAACUACGUAACCUGAGCCAACCUGAUCCCCCAAGCCGUUUUCUUUCCACUGAUAGUCGUAGUUAAGUGUGCGUUUUCUUUGCGCAGUUCAAGAUUCUGUAACAGAAAACGGACCUUUGCAGGAGUAACUUGAAAGGACUAUCAUGUAAUUGUUUUUCUUCCAAAGAAUUAUAUAGUAAUUUGUAUGGAUCAUUGUCAUAUUAUAUUAUCAGUGUUCAGUGUCAAAUGAAAUUGAUUUUUUGUUUUUAGUUUUCUUAAGUAACAAGCAAUGUAAGAAUUAUAACCAUAUAUUUCAGCCUGUUGUUCGCUGCAUGUAUAGUAAACCUCUAUAACUUCUAUGUUGUCUGGUUUAUCCCAUAGGUAUUAAGUGAUUCCUGCUGGAUGGAUUAAAUAUGAUUAGAUUUAAUGAACCAAAUAAAAGAUUACCAUGAACGAAA